AUGUCGACUUCCUUAGUCUGGAACAACCAAAAUGGGACCCUGGCCAUCGAUCGCAACAAUUUGCGAGACUUUUACGCCCAAAGCCUGCAGAACUACCUCCCCAGCGUUUGUUUCCUGGUAGAAGCCCACUGCGAGGUCAAUGAGAUUAUGAACUGCACCAUGAGUGCCUCCAUUAGACCUGGUGGUCAUCCCAGUUUGACGGAGACAGCGGGCGAUACCGUAUUAUCCUACAGCUAUAGCAACCAAAGCCAUGACGGGGCGGGCUUCAAUGAUCAGAUUGGCUCACUCACGAUUAGCACAAACUACAACAUGGAUAUCCAAUUCACUAACGCCAAUAACGAUGCAACUGUUCUCAUUACCCAGCAUCUAGUCCUCAACUACGACUCUGAAAUGCUCUCGGCCGAGGGUAGCGGGAACAUUAUUGACAAAACGAUCGUUGAAACUUAUACACUCACUGUUGAUGAGAGUGGUAUUCUGGGUACAACUGUUGACCCUGUGAUUACGGAUAAUUCAACUCCGUUUGAGAAUAGUGACUGGAACCCCUUUACUGGUUCCGAUGGGUUUAUCCAAGAACUUCGAAGUCAGGGAGACAGUCUUCAGCAAACUAGUAUGCUGAAUAUUCCUCUGUCCGAUAAGGCGACAUAUAGCUUCCCAGGGGGUCAGAACUCUACUUUCAAGAGCGUCCAAUUCUCAGACGAUCAGGACCUUGUUGCUUCUGUGGCCUAG
Messenger RNA from Fusarium tjaetaba, 726 nucleotides. RefSeq lists its product as uncharacterized. The coding region runs from base 1 to 726 and encodes 241 amino acids. The transcript has a single exon. The record is from RefSeq and is a predicted model, not a curated record. Lineage: Eukaryota; Fungi; Ascomycota; Sordariomycetes; Hypocreales; Nectriaceae.